AUGAUGGCACAGUUAAGAGCCUCCUGUCUUUUCCUCUUUCUUCUUAUUGACUUCAUGCCGACAGAUGCCAAGCAAGAUAAGAUGAAGAUGGAUUGCUACAAAGAUGUAAAAGGCACCAUAUAUAACUAUGAGGCCUUCACUCUUAAUGGGAUGGAACGCAUUCAAUUCAAGCAGUAUGAGGGCAAGUACAUCCUCUUUGUCAACGUAGCCACCUAUUGUGGCCUGACAGCUCAAUAUCCUGAACUGAAUGAACUUCAGGAGGAGCUAAAGCCCUUUGGCUUUGUUGUGUUGGGCUUUCCCUGCAACCAGUUUGGAAAGCAAGAACCAGGAGACAACACAGAGAUUCUUCCUGGACUCAAGUAUGUUCGUCCAGGGGGAGGAUAUAUACCUAAUUUCCAGCUUUUUGAGAAAGGAGAUGUGAAUGGUGAAAAAGAACAGAAAGUCUUCACCUUCUUGAAGCAUUCCUGUCCUCAUCCAUCUGAGAUGUUGGGCUCAUUAAAAUAUAUCUCCUGGGAACCCAUAAAAGUUCAUGACAUCCGUUGGAACUUUGAAAAAUUUUUGGUGGGGCCUGAUGGAGUCCCUGUCAUGCGAUGGUUCCACCGUGCUACAAUCAGCAGAGUCAAGUCAGACAUCCUGGUGUACCUGAAGCAAUUCAACACUAAAUAA
Molecule: messenger RNA, 666 nt
Organism: Marmota flaviventris (yellow-bellied marmot)
Lineage: Eukaryota; Metazoa; Chordata; Mammalia; Rodentia; Sciuridae
Gene: Gpx5
Product: glutathione peroxidase 5
Biological process (GO): response to oxidative stress
Molecular function (GO): glutathione peroxidase activity
Source: RefSeq, a predicted model, not a curated record